Messenger RNA from Thalassophryne amazonica, 1213 nucleotides. RefSeq names its product nicotinamide riboside kinase 1 (gene nmrk1). NCBI's taxonomy places the organism in Eukaryota, Metazoa, Chordata, Actinopteri, Batrachoidiformes, Batrachoididae. Gene Ontology annotation, cellular component: cytoplasm. The coding region runs from base 95 to 706 and encodes 203 amino acids. The transcript is spliced from 8 exons. The record is from RefSeq and is a predicted model, not a curated record.
AAGGCGUGCUUGAACAUAAAGUUGUAUUUUUUGUUAGUAUCACUUAGUUUAUAAACGUUUUAUUAGCAGAUGAACUGUCAGCUCACCGGCCGAAAUGAAGAAAAUAAUCGUCGGAAUAGGCGGGGUGACUAAUGGAGGAAAGUCUACGCUUUCUGUUAAUUUACACCAGAAGAUUCCCAACAGCUGCAUUAUUGCACAGGAUUCUUUUUUCAAGGAUGAUUCAGAGGUACCUGUGGACAGCAAUGGCUUUAAGCAAUAUGACAUGCUCGAUGCCCUCCACAUGGAUAUAAUGAUGAGCAAAAUUGAUUUGUGGCAAAGAGAUCCUGUGUUGUUCCUGAAACAGCGAAACCUAAUGACUGACUGCAUCACACCCUUAGACCACAAGAAGGUGUUUGUGCUGAUAGUGGAGGGCUUCCUGAUUUUCAACUACAGGUCUUUGAAUGAGUUAUAUGACCAAAGAUUCUUCCUAGAAAUACCGUAUGACAUCUGUAAGGAGAGACGAAGUUCAAGGGUGUAUACACCUCCUGAUCCCCCUGGAUACUUUGACAGACAUGUGUGGCCCAUGUAUUUGAAAAACCAAAAGGAGAUGGAGAAUAUGGUGUCAGGAAUUGUAUUUCUGGAUGGACUGAAGCCAAAAGAGGAGCUGCUUGCUGCUGUGUAUAAAGAUGUUAGUCAAGCAAUAGAAACACUUAGAGAGAAAGACUGAAAUGGGAGGAGCUGAAAUUCUUGUGCAUACUUUUGAAGGUGGACACUGCUGCAGGAAAAGGCCUGACUGGACCGUAUUUCUUUGGUUUUAUGGGUAAAUUUUAUGAAUAUCGCUGAUGCUUUUUUCAUGAAUAUCGAUAAUGAUGGGGGGUUUUUUGUGUGUGUACUCUGAAUUCAGUGUAUCAAUCUUCUAAGAGCAGUGCUGCUGUGGUCAUACACUUCUAUAAUUCAUAUCAUUGCAUUAUCACUCAGUGUAAGCAAUAUCCACAAUACGAAUAGAUCGAUGUCUGUAUUUUGUCAUGUCAAGGCAUAUGUAAAAAAAAAAAAAAAAAAUCUUAAUUGUAAAAGAACUUUUGCAGUUGCUUAUUAAGUCAUAUUGACCCCCUUUUUACUGAAAUCGUUUCACUCCAUUAGACGCUUUCUGUCUGUUGCAGCGUCAUGUUGUGUGGUUUCAGUAACUGAUUUUUGAUAUGAUAAUAUGCACAUUAUCCUUGGUGGUCCUGAAGAA